UCUAAUUCUCAUCCAUAAACUUUCGCAUACCAUAAUCACUGUCUACAGUCCCUCCCCUUUCCCUCUUUUAAAAUCCCCAAAAUUUCCCUCUUUCAUUCAUUAACCCUCACUGUCUCGCUGGUCGCUGCUGCUCUCUCCGUUAAACUACGUUUCUCUUUGUCUACUUGUAUGUAUUUCUGAACCCUAGAAUUCUUUCUCGAAACUUCUAGAAAUCUCAUUUCUUGAAUAACGUUUAUACUCAAGCGAUCUCAGAUAAUUCUUUUUUUUUUUUAAUUUGAUAAUGGAGUGGAAUCCCGAAACCCUUCAAUUCCUCUCACAAUGCUUCCUCCACACGCUCUCUUCCCAGCCGGAACCCCGGCGCGCCGCCGAGUCCUCGCUAUCAGAAGCCGCCGAUCGUCCAAACUACGGGCUCGCUGUGCUCCGUCUCGUGGCGGAACCUUCGGUCGACGAGCAGAUCCGUCAAGCGGCUGCUGUUAACUUUAAGAACCACCUCCGAACCCGUUGGGUUCCUUCUAACGAUCCCAACACCGGCCCCACAUUCUCACCUAUUCUCGACCCCGAAAAGGACCAGAUCAAAAACCUAAUCGUCUCUCUCAUGCUAUCGUCUACUCCUCGCAUUCAAAGCCAGCUCAGCGAAGCCCUAGCUGUUAUCGGCAAGCACGACUUCCCGAAAUCGUGGCCAACCCUGCUUCCAGAGCUGGUCUCCAAUCUUCAAAAGGCUGCCCAAUCCGCAGAUUAUGCUUCCAUUAACGGUAUUCUCGGAACUGGUAAUUCAAUUUUUAAGAAAUUUAGGUAUCAGUAUAAAACAAACGACCUUCUGCUUGAUUUAAAGUAUUGUUUGGAUACUUUCGCGGGUCCAUUAUUAGAGAUUUUUCUUAAAACUGCUUCGUUAAUCGACUCAACCGCUGCUUCUCCUGGCGGUGGUUCCCCUGUGACUCUCCGGCCUCUCUUUGAAUCUCAGAGGUUAUGUUGUAGGAUAUUUUAUUCAUUGAACUUUCAAGAAUUGCCUGAAUUCUUUGAGGAUCAUAUGAGAGAGUGGAUGGGUGAGUUUAGGAAGUAUUUGACCACGAACUACUCUUCCCUUGAGAGUAGCGCAGAUGGGCUAGCAUUGGUUGAUGAACUUAGGGCUGCAGUAUGUGAAAAUAUUAGUCUUUACAUGGAAAAGAAUGAGGAGGAGUUUCAAGGUUAUUUAAAUGAUUUUGCGUCAGCUGUUUGGAGUUUGCUUACAAAUGUAUCUCAGUCUUCAAGCAGGGACAAACUGGCUGUUACAGCAAUGAAGUUUUUAACCACGGUUAGUACAAGUGUGCAUCAUGCUUUGUUUGCAAAUGAGGGAGUUAUACUGCAGAUUUGUCAGAGUAUUGUGAUUCCAAAUGUGCGGUUGAGGGAUGAGGAUGAGGAGCUUUUUGAGAUGAACUACGUUGAGUUCAUAAGGAGGGAUAUGGAGGGGAGUGAUCUUGAUACAAGGAGAAGGAUCGCUUGUGAACUGCUUAAAGGAAUUGCAACUAAUUAUAAGAAGCAGGUGACUGAUAUUGUCUCUAUUCAGAUACAAAAUUUGUUGAGCUCCUUUGCUACAAACCCUUCUGCUAAUUGGAAGGACAAGGACUGUGCUAUAUAUUUAGUUGUCUCUCUUGCAACGAAAAAGGCUGGGGGUACUUCUGUUUCAACUGAUCUUGUGGAUGUUCAGACCUUCUUCACAUCAGUUAUCAUCCCCGAGUUGCAAAGCCAAGAUGUUAAUGGGUUUCCAAUGCUUAAGGCAGGUGCUCUUAAAUUUUUCACUAUGUUUCGUGGUCAGAUACAAAAACCUGUUGCAUUUCAGUUGUUCCCAGAUUUGGUUCGAUAUUUGGGUGCAGAAUCAAAUGUGGUUCAUUCUUAUACUGCAAGUUGUAUAGAAAAACUCUUGCUUGUCAAGGAUGAAGGGGGAAAAGCUAGAUAUACUUCGGCAGAUAUAACUCCUUGUGUGCCAGUGCUGAUGAACAACCUUUUUAAUGCAUUGAAGUUUCCAGAGUCUGAGGAGAAUCAAUAUGUAAUGAAGUGUAUAAUGCGUGUUCUUGGAAUUGCAGACAUUUCCCGUGAGAUUGCUGGACCUUGCAUUGGUGGGUUAACCUCUAUUCUGAAUGAAGUUUGCAAAAAUCCAAAAAAUCCUAUUUUUAACCAUUAUAUUUUUGAGUCUGUGGCCAUCCUUAUCAGACGGGCAUGUGAGAGGGAUACCUCUCUUGUAUCAGCAUUUGAAGCAAGCCUUUUUCCCAGUCUCCAAACCAUCUUGGCCAAUGAUGUGACUGAAUUCUUACCUUAUGCAUUCCAGCUAUUGGCUCAGCUUGUUGAGCUGAACAAACCUCCCAUCUCUCCCAGUUACAUGCAGAUUUUCGUGCUUCUUCUCUCCCCUGAUUCAUGGAGGAGAACUUCAAAUGUUCCAGCCCUUGUGCGUCUGCUUCAGGCUUUCCUUCAGAAGGCACCACAUGAGCUCAAUCAAGAGGGGAGACUGAACCAGGUGCUUGGUAUAUUCAACAUGCUUGUCUCAUCCCCUAGCACAGAUGAACAGGGCUUCUACGUGCUUAACACUGUUAUUGAGAAUCUUGAAUAUGGUGUCAUAUCUCCCUACAUGAGUAAUAUAUGGAAUGUCCUUUUCAUGCGUCUCCAAAACAAUCGUACUAUAAAGUUUCAGAAGUCUCUUGUGAUUUUCAUGUCACUCUUUUUAGUCAAGCAUGGGGCUAAAAGUUUAGUAGACACAAUGAAUGCAGUUCAAGCCAACAUAUUCUUGGUUAUCUUGGAGCAGUUUUGGGUUCCCAAUCUUAAGCUGAUCACUGGAGCAAUUGAACUUAAGUUAACGGCAGUUGCUUCAACCAGACUCAUCUGUGAAUGCCCGGUUCUUUUGGAUGCCACAGCUGCUAGGCAGUGGGGCAGAAUGCUGGAUAGCAUUGUUACCCUUCUUUCACGGCCUGAAGAGGACAGAGUCGAGGAAGAACCAGAAAUGACAGAUAUUGCAGAAAAUGUGGGAUAUACAGCCACUUUUGUUAAACUUUACAAUGCUGGGAAAAAAGAAGAUGAUCCCCUGACUGAUGUAAAGGAUCCAAAGCAAUUCUUAGUAGCUUCAUUGUCUAAACUUUCUGCACUUACCCCUGGGAGAUUCCCCCAGACCAUCAAUGAAAAUCUUGAGCCAGCAAAUCAAGCAGCAUUACUUCAGCUUUGCGGCACUUAUAAUUGCACAAUAGUUUGAGUUUUGGAGAGAAAGUCGUUUCACUCCAUGGUGGGAGUAUGAGGAGAUUGCUGGGUUUCCGAUUCUUCUCUAUUUCGGUGGUUGAAGUUCAGUGCAUUACCUUGAGCAUGCAUUUGUGAGCAAUGGAUGCUUUUUUUAAGCAAGUUGAAGGAUCGAAUCUGCUGGUGGGUGCUAGAUUUUGCAGUUGUGGUCGCUCACUGAGUUGGUGGAUGGUUGUUCUAAUGGUUGAGUUCGAAUGAGCCCCUUUUUUUCCUUUGGUUUUGUUGUCGUCAUUUAUGGAUUUUGUUUGGCAUGCAUCUGUCCCCAACUUGUAGAUCUGUUGUGUUAUGGUGAAAAGAGUUGUAGCGUAGAAGGUUACCUUCAUAUUUCCUGCCUUCUUUUAUUGUUUCUUUUGAAAAUUUUGGAAAGGGUUGUGAGAAAGAAAGAAGCUGGAGGAAUCCUUUUAGUAAUUGACACUGAAUUUUUGCUUGAAAUUCUCACUCAUGAGUGAUUAUUAUUGCAUUUUCCAAGCUUGAGAGCUGAAAACCAUAAGUUUAGCAUGUAAUGUUGAUCUUCUGUUUUUUUGUUUUGGAAACAUACGUGUAGCUUUUGGCCGAACUAAUUUUGGAAGUCAGUGAUCGGUAGGUUAUGGUUUGCAAGCGGUUCUCUUCAUUCGAGCUUUUUUAGAUUGAUCCAACAUCAAGAUUUGGGCAUCGUAAGUUUGAAGAAAGUGAUUGAACCCUGAACACGACUCAGCCUUUGUUGUAAUCACAUUCAAAUUAGAACUGGAUGUUAAUCAUUAGAUCCUUUACUUUGUGUGAAGCAAAGAUGAACCAUAGGAGAUGAAGUGUUUGAUUGAGAUGGAUUGGAAGGGAGUAGGAAGAUGACUUUACGAAACGAGGAGGGUCGUCAAUUUGUCAUUUAUCCCCCACACUUUCUUAGUCAUGUAUAUAGGUAAGAUCCACUUAACAUUAAUGUAAUUUUUAUAUUUUUU
Messenger RNA from Durio zibethinus, 4187 nucleotides. Its product is annotated as cellular apoptosis susceptibility protein, putative / importin-alpha re-exporter. NCBI's taxonomy places the organism in Eukaryota, Viridiplantae, Streptophyta, Magnoliopsida, Malvales, Malvaceae. The record is from RefSeq and is a predicted model, not a curated record. Gene Ontology annotation, molecular function: small GTPase binding; nuclear export signal receptor activity. Gene Ontology annotation, biological process: protein export from nucleus; protein import into nucleus. Gene Ontology annotation, cellular component: nuclear envelope; cytosol.